AUGCGUACAUCUCUCGGGGUUGCAGCCCUUGUUGGUGUAGCUUUCGCACCAUGUCUUCAGGCCGCUGCGUCUGCGGCCGACGCCCAAGCAGCAGGCGUGGCCGCUCAGCCUACGCCUGCCCCUCCUGCUCAUGAGGGCCAUGGUGUCGGUGUAAUGAAAUUGCGCCGUGCGCAUCAUCAGCAUGCCCAUGAGCGCCGUGUGAACACAUUGCUGGGCGUCAGCUUCCUUUCUUCUCUGAUUGGCGGUGAAUUCACCACCUUGAAUAUCAACCAACCUGCUCCUGACAACUCCCGUUCUAUCGAUCGCUCAUUAACAGGCGGAGAGUUUACUACUCUUGCUGACAGUUCGCGCGCGCCCGGAGCGUCGUCGCGAUCAAGUGAUUCUGCAGAGACCUCGACAUCCUCGGACAGCGAGACCUCUGAUUCGAGUGAGACAUCCUCGACCUCUUCGACCCGUUCUUCUACUAGCUCUUCGACGACACGAACACCAAGCUCAACAGCAGCAGGCGUAGGGGCCGCCUCGAGCUCUUCACGUAUGGCCACGUCAUCGUCCAGCUUGGUGCGCAGUCGCUCCUCGAGCUCGACAUUGGCAGACCUUUCGACGUCGAGCUCGGAUCUGCCAUCCAGUUCUUCCGCACCUACAUCGACGUCGGAUAGUACAUUGUCGCCUGUCCAGUACACGACGACGACUCAGCAAGUGCAUCCGACCGUGGACCCUUCCUCGAACAUGAGCGGUCAAAACAGCAAGGAUGGUGGAGAUAAUCAUAUCGGCACCAUUGUUGGUGUUACGGUAGGUGUUGGUGUACCGCUCGUUGCAGCAGCUCUCUUCUGUCUGUACUGGUUCUUUGGCCGUCGCAAGCGCCGGAAUGAUGACAUCCAAUGGCCUGACAUUAACCAUGACUCGGGUAUGGCUACGACGGCACCGCUACCAGCCCGCCAGACGGGCGGCGCCGGCUUUGAUAUGGGCCAUGAACACGACUCCUUCUACGAGGAGAGCCAGCCACAUGGUCUUAAGAGUGCUGAUUCGUAUGGUGCUGAGUCCAUGAUGCAGUCGCGUGAUGCUCAUGCUGUGCCAGAAACGUACGUGCAGCAGCCCUACGAUGCCUAUGCCCAGCAGGCCCAGCAGGAGUAUGAUCAGUAUGCCCAGCAGCAGUACAAUGCGCUUCAGCAUGCGAAUAGGCCUCCGCCAUUGGCGCCAGAGACAGCCACAGAACAACCGAAGCUUACGACGAGCGGUGUCCAAUCUCGUGCCAUUACCGACAAUGAUCUGCCGCCGCCUCAUGCGCUUUCCGAUGGCGCAGAGUAUCAGCAGUAUGUGGUUGGUGAGACCUAUCCAGGGUCCUAUCAGGAGGGUGUGGAUGCCCCAGCCACCCGUGAGCUGUAUCAUGGAACACAGGCUACGACGCCGUAUCAAACGGGCGCGACAGCGAUGUAA
Malassezia pachydermatis is the source of this 1434-nucleotide messenger RNA. RefSeq lists its product as hypothetical. Lineage: Eukaryota; Fungi; Basidiomycota; Malasseziomycetes; Malasseziales; Malasseziaceae. The coding region runs from base 1 to 1434 and encodes 477 amino acids. The record is from RefSeq and is a predicted model, not a curated record. The transcript has a single exon.